Babesia bigemina is the source of this 1761-nucleotide messenger RNA. RefSeq lists its product as hypothetical. NCBI's taxonomy places the organism in Eukaryota, Apicomplexa, Aconoidasida, Piroplasmida, Babesiidae. The record is from RefSeq and is a predicted model, not a curated record. The transcript has a single exon. Bases 1 to 1761 code for a protein of 586 amino acids.
AUGAUAAAAAAAGCUCAAGAGGAUGCUGCGGAACGUAAAAGGCGGAAUGAUGAAAAAAUUAAAAGGCAAAAGGAAACAGAAUUAGGUAAAAGGGAGGAUGAGGAACGUAAAAUAGAAGAUGAACGUCAACUUCAACGGGAAGCUAUGCUUCCAGGCAUUGAUGUUGUUUUUAAAGCGCGUGAGUCUUCUGAUAAAUCUCUAAAUGCUUAUUUGGAUGCUCUACAAAAUCAGCUGAAAUCUGUGCCACCUACAGUGGGCCUUCAAGUAACAGUGCCUUCACGAUAUGAUGCAAACAGUGAUGACAAUCCAGAUGUAUUUGAAUUCGGUAAAUCUGUCACUCUCAAUAUUGUCAAACCAGAUCUGAUAGAUGUUGACGAGUCAGUAGAAGCUGAUCUUGACAAGACGCUAGUAUAUAAUUCAGAUGUUAAAGGAGACGUUCUGGAUCAUGUGAACGAUAUUAUGAUCGUCGACGUAAGCGGGGAAGACGUGCCGGAGGAACCCGACCCUGUACUGGAUAAGCCAUCACAUGCUAAAACGCAAAGGAUUGUAGCGCAGCAUAACGUUGAUAGUUUAAUCUGUGGCCAGGCAACAUCAGACGCCAAAGGCAUACCGGAUUUCGCUGUUCCACAAGGCUCCUCUGCUAUUGGUGUUCCCAUAGGCUACUCUAUAAAGCCACCUAAAUUGCCGAAGAUACCGCCACCCCCUCCGCCAACAAUGGAACUAACAGGAAAUCUUAUUCCUGAUCAUGCUUUAAAAUACUCAUGGUUACCACCUCCCAGAAUCCACAUAGAAACGGCACCUCGCAAUCUUCCAAUUAUUAAUGUAGACAUUGAGAAGCCUUAUACUUCUGAGCAUAUCAUGCAAACUGAAUUGCGUAGGACAACUUAUCUGCCGCACGAAAUGGUAGAUCCCGAACCCUUACCAGCAUACAAUGUAAAUUUGGAUAUAGCACCGAAACUCAAGGUAUAUAACAACUCAUCUUACAUGCCAACUGCCGAACUGAAACCGCAGCCACUGAACAAUCCCGACUUCUCCAUCCACAUUCCCAAACCCAGACUUCAAGACACUUCAUAUGACUUAAAAAUAGAUGAGCCUCCCCCUCUGCAAGCACUUCAACCCCUGGACCCAAUAGACCCAUACACCACCUCUAUCAAUCUAAAUUUGGAUGCACCAGAACCUAUUCCAGAACUACCGAACAAAUCUGCUGCUGACUAUACACACAAUACUUCGACUCUCCAAAUGUGCGUCUCUUCCUGGGCUACUCCAACACCCACCCCUAGCUCCACCGACAUCCCCGAUACUGAGCUGUUCCCAUCGCAGGUCCCUCGCACCGUCCGGGAGAUGCUUACUUGGCUGGCUGGGCUUAUGAACGAAAAGCAUCAUUACACUCUGGAGAAAUGUAUUAACAAGGCAUUUAGCGGCUUGUAUAGUGAUCCUUCACAGCUUGCACUCUCAAUCAACGGUUCAUACGUCCGACCCACAGAUGUAUUCGACAUACUCCAACUUACCGCCAUGUUUGCAGGUUCCGUGCUCUCCGCCAUAGCGCCUAACUGGAAGGCAAACGUGUCAUCUAGAACUAUGACAACUAAAUCCACCACCCAAUCCGAUGAACCUGAUUGCUGCGCCCUCCUCUGCCAGCUGCGUGACUACGUCUACGCCUCUCACUACCAGUUGGAGUUCCUUAAGGCGCAGUGUAAUAGAGAUGAGUCACACGGUGGGUGGCAAGAUUGUAACUAUGGCAGUGAUACCAAUGCGAUAUAA